Messenger RNA from Notolabrus celidotus (New Zealand spotty), 1803 nucleotides. RefSeq names its product rhomboid domain containing 3 (gene rhbdd3). The record is from RefSeq and is a predicted model, not a curated record. NCBI's taxonomy places the organism in Eukaryota, Metazoa, Chordata, Actinopteri, Labriformes, Labridae. The transcript is spliced from 5 exons. Gene Ontology annotation, cellular component: membrane. Bases 450 to 1541 code for a protein of 363 amino acids. Gene Ontology annotation, molecular function: serine-type endopeptidase activity; protein binding.
GCGGUGGCAGUAAUGCGCCUUUCCUGCAGUUUGCCGACUGACAGAGACGAAGAAGAAGCUGACGUGACGUAGCGGAGAUCGUGUUGUUCUUUCAGUGAUGUUAGCUAACUCUUUUAACAUUUUGCUCCACUUUUGCUGCUUAAACAAGCAAUAAGUAAUUCCAGGGUAAAUGUUCAGAUCGUUGGCUUGUCGCACGAUAACAACACACUCCUCGUCUGUUCGAGAGGAUUUAACAAGAAGAACUGUGAAGGAUCCUCAGCAUCAACAAUCGUGGAUGUAUACCUUUAUUAGAACACCCACUUCCAACUUUCACCGUUUUAGUAAAUGAAGAGGGUGAUGUAGUUUAAUCCGUUUUAUUGCUAGUAUACUUGGAGCACACCGAUUUUUGUUUAUUAGAAUUAUGACGUAAAAAGAUAAGUAAGUGGACAAACUGAAGCUAAUCAUCAACGAUGUUUGAUCGUAUGAUGUCAGUGUGGUUUUGGUUUGGAUCAGAUCGCAGAGGAUUCUGUCUGGGAACAUGUUUCUUGCUAACAAUCAUGCUGCUGAUGUAUGCGGGGGGCAUCCAAGCAAGCCUCAGUUUAGGUCCAGGUGGAGACUUCCCAAGGGUCAGAGAUGUGUUCCUGUAUGCUUACAGUCAUGAUGAGCUGCCCUCUCUUCUGAUCAGUGUUGUUUUCCUGCUGUUGGUUGGACCCUGUCAGGAGCGUCGCUGGGGGACUGUUGCCUUCCUCGCCCUCUCCAUCCUGACAUUGGUCAUAUUGCCUUUUCUUUACACCCUGGUCCUCUUCAUUGGAGGGGGUGAGGCGAGUCGGAUCUGUGGUUACUCUGCCAUCCAGCUGGCUCUGUUAACAGCGCAGUGUCGUCAGGUGACACAGAGAAGGCUGCUGAGGUGUUUACCAGUCUGGUUUCUCCCCUGGCUUGUUUUGCUGAUCGGUCUGCUUCUGCUGCCCGGGACACCUGCUCUGCUUCACUUCUGCACUAUCUGCAUUGGACACAACUAUCAUCAACCAUUUAUUGUGACGUUACAGGAGUUGGAAGAUUCAAGGGUCUUGGACUUCAUCCCUGAUUGGGCAUAUGUUUCAACAUUAUCCAGGCUAAGAUUGCCAACUUAUUCUACCUCACAGAGAUCUCAUUCUCAGAUGAUGCCUGGAGACAAUGCCAUUGCUCCUCCCUUGAGGGAUCCCUUGUUUUUUAACCACCACCCACAGCAGUAUCCAGUUCAUGCCUGGUUAACGACUGAAUCUGCUGCACAGUCUGAGUCCGAGGUGUUGGAGGAGCAGAUGCUGAGGGCAGGAAUACUGGCCUCAUUACAGGACGCACCUGACAACCCUGAUGCCAAAGUGGAGGUUCCUAAAUCGUCUGUUUCUUCUCUGCGACUGCAGCAACUGGAGAAGAUGGGCUUCCCCACAGAAAAAGCUGUUGUGGCAUUAGCAGCCUCCAAACAGCUAGAUGGAGCCAUUUCCCUGCUCAUUGAUGACAGUGUUGGAGAGCAGGCUGUGGUGGUAUCAAAGGGAAAGAGCCCAGUCCCAUCUCAGAGUACAUAGUUGGCAUCACACUCCCAGACUGAAGGACUGUUUGCUCUUGUGCAGUACACUGGAAAUAAUGCUUAGGUUUUGCUGAGCGUCAGUACUAGACUUCCCUGUGGGCUACUUAUACAAGUAUUUAAAUCAUCAACAUUUCAGUGAGGAAAAAAGUGUGAGGGAAGACUUGAGUUUAUCUUCUCUGUAUCAUUAAAAGCAAAUCAGAGAGAGUUAAUGUCAUUUAUUUCUGCCGUAAUCAUGUUUAAUAAACAAAUGAUGAGAGGUA